AUGGCAUCUAGCAAUGUAUCAGCACUCAGUGUCAUUGAUCCCGAUUCGAUUUCCUCGGAGGAGGAGAAGACAGCGCCGUGGAUUGUACGAAAGCUUGUCGGGUCUAUGACCGGGCGCAUCGUCACUUCAAGUCUGGAAUCGCUACGCGCUAUGGGCCAGAAUGUCGUCUGCCUGAGCCCGUGGGGAGAUUCAUCGCCGUUCUUCCUGCCGUGCAUCCGCUUCCGGGAUCUGGUUGUCCAUACAGUCGUCGCCGCUACAGGUGGCACUGCGGCUAUAGCAGCGCCUGCUGUAGGGCCGUUGGCAGAUGUGUUCGUUUCAACGGUCGGCGACUCCAUCGCCAUUGAGCUUGGCGCUCAUGCUGGCUUCAAGCUGGCGACUGAAUUCGGCAACGAUCUCCUGUUCGAGAAGCCAAUCAAGCUCAUCACCAGUCACAGCAACGUCCUUCAAACCACUGGCGUCAAGGAGAUUCUCAUUACCAUGAAGUACAAGCACGCCACUGUCGCUGAUGCACUGCUGGGCUUCUUCCGCAGCAGUGUACACAAGGAUCCAGAUCUCUUCGCAACUGUCAUGGAUUAUCUUGCGGCCGAGAAGGGAUGGUUCAACCCCUAUCUUUUCGCAAGCGGCAGACGACCCAUCAUCCCUCGCUCUAUGAAGCCCGAUGUAAUAUUCUGUCAUGGCCCUUUUCUCAGUGGUGACUAUGAGAUAGGGCUCACGCUACUGAAGGAGAGCGCGUCGGCCAUCGUCUUCUGCUUGGCCGUACCCCCAAAGGAGGAGAUUGCGUCGGACGCCCAUGCCACCGCCUCUGAGAACGACACAGCUAAGACUGGCCGCCACGACUUCCUGUCGUUGCCCAAGAACAUACCGAGCCUAUCCGACUUGCCCAAGCUCAGCAGUGUUUUCGCACGCUCUCGCACCCCGUCGCCGGAGCCGCAGCUCGCCCGUGUACCUGCACCACCCACGCCUCGUCGGAUGGCCAUCGUCGUCGUCGGUCUCAAGCCACACCGCAAGCUGUGGACGACGAGUGCACGACCCGGGGAGAGCGUGAUGUACUAUCAACUGCUGAAUGGAUGCCCGACCAUCGUUGUACCCGUCAAGCCAGGCGCACCGCUCAUCGCAUGGGAUACUCUGACGCUGGAAGAGCUUUGGAAGGUCAAGCUACCACAGGAAGGCGAUGCAGCAGUAGGCAAGACUUUCGAAGGCAUUGUCGGCGUUCUUCUCGAAUACCUCGAUCUUUGUGUCGACUACGACAGGGUCACCGAACCGCGCGUUCAGACCGAUACCUUGGACGAAAAGGGAAACGAGGAGGUGCCGUUGGAUGCAGACGCGAAGCGCGAGAAGAUCAAGGAGUCCUUGACAUUGCUUGUCGCUGCGGCUGUGGAGAGCGGCAAGAGCAAGAAGGUCAAGGAUGAGGUGGACAAAGAACGAUCUGGUAUUGCCAUGUGGCGCAUCCCCUAG
Molecule: messenger RNA, 1455 nt
Organism: Peniophora sp. CBMAI 1063
Lineage: Eukaryota; Fungi; Basidiomycota; Agaricomycetes; Russulales; Peniophoraceae
Source: the annotation of a GenBank genome assembly